This is a messenger RNA of Chlorella variabilis, 1971 nucleotides long. RefSeq lists its product as hypothetical. Gene Ontology annotation, molecular function: protein-N-terminal amino-acid acetyltransferase activity; protein binding. Gene Ontology annotation, cellular component: cytoplasm; NatB complex. The coding region runs from base 1 to 1971 and encodes 656 amino acids. NCBI's taxonomy places the organism in Eukaryota, Viridiplantae, Chlorophyta, Trebouxiophyceae, Chlorellales, Chlorellaceae. Gene Ontology annotation, biological process: N-terminal peptidyl-methionine acetylation. The transcript has 7 exons. The record is from RefSeq and is a predicted model, not a curated record.
AUGGCUCUCCACGGCGAGGAAGCGUAUGAGCGCAAGCUGCGCCCGCUGUAUGACGCUCUGGACGCCCGCAGCUACAAGCAAGCUGUCAAACUGGCUGAUGUGGUCCUCAAGAAGUACAAGAAUGACCAGCUGGCGCGGGCGCUCAAGGGUUACGCCCUGUACCACACUGGCAAGCACCAGGAGGCGCUGCAGCUGAUGCGCGACAUUGUGGCUGAGGGCCCCGAAGCGGAGCGAGUGGCGUACGCUGCUGCUGCUGAGAAGCACCCGCGCGACACUGACAUCCUGGCGGGGCUGUUUAAGUCGUAUGUGAGGGAGUUCAACUUUGUGAAGCAGCAGCAGGUGGCGAUGAAGCUGUCCAAGCUGGUGGCCAGCAGCCCCGACAACAAGUGCGGCUGGUGGAUAGUGUGCUCGCUGGCCCUCCAGGCCCGCGCCGCGCUCCUGCACCAAGACCAGCACGGCAAUCCGCUGGCGGCAGGCGGCGGGCUGGCCCCCGACAAGCUGCUGCAGCUGGCGGAGACGAUGGCGGCGCGGCAGGCGGCCGCCGCCGUUCAGCACGCACCCGCGCAGCCGCAGCAGGCGCAACCGCAGGUGGCGGUGGGCCUGAGCUAUGAGGCCCUUCUGCUCUACCUGGACAUACUUCAGGGGCAGGGCAAGGCGCAGCAGGCGCUGGAGGUGGUUGAGGGCCCGCUGGGCGGCGCCGUGCCGCUGCCCGCAGACCGGCUGCAGCUUCGGGCCGCGGCCCUGGUUCGCGCAGGGGACCUGCCCGCCGCGGCCGCCUGCUACCGGCAGGCCGUGCAGGCGGCCCCCGACGAUUGGCUGUCCUGGCAGCUCUACUUGGAUUGCUUGCUGCCCGGCAGCAGCGGCGGGCCCAGCGGCAGCCGCUUUCCUGUCGGCGUGGUUGGCGGACUGGCUGACAUCUGGGACCGGCGGAUGCAGCAGCAGCAGCAGCAGCAGCAGCCAGCGGGGGGUGGCAUCGGCGACGACGCGGCGGCGGCGCUGGCGGCGGCAAAGGAAAGCAUGCGUCAGCUCAGCGCUGAGGUGGCGCCCAGCGACAGCUGGCGGGCGCAGCUGGACAACGGCGUGCUGAGAGCGCCGCACCUCUGGCGCUGCGAGCUGCUGCUUCGCCGGCAGCGCCUGGCGGGGGCCGCCGAUGGUCACACAGACACGGUGCCAGCUUCGGAGGAGCAGCAGCAGGAGCUGGCAGCAGCGGUGGGCGAGGCUUUUCCCAUGCUGGCAGCCAACUUUAGCUGCGUCAGCGACCUGCGAGCCUACCUGGCCACCCUGUCUGGCACAGCGGCCGAGCAGCUGGCGACGGCAGUGCACCGCCAGGCCGCAGAGCUAAACGCACAGGACGCAGCCAACAGCAGUGCCGGCGUGGGCGGCAGCACCGGGAACAGUUCUGCAGCAGCCAAUGGCGGCGGCGGUGGCGGCGUGUCUGGGGAGGUGCGGCGGCUGCAGCGGCUGGUCAACGCCCACCAGAUUGAGCAGGAGCUGGGUCUGCCUCGCUUUGCGGCGCCUGACGAGGCUGUGGCGCAUGCACGCUGUCUUCUGGACCUGUACCGCCGCCACAUGCACCUGUCAGCGGGGCUGGACGAGAAGGAGCGAGGGUAUGGAGAGGAGCUGGUGGCGGGCGCGGUGGAAUCGUUGAUGGCGGCCGCCGUGCUGGAGACGGCGGCGGCGGCGCCGGCGCAGGCGGCGGGGCCAGGGGCGGCUCCGCCGCCGGAGCGCGCCCUCGCCCGCAUGGUGCAGGCAGUGCUGGUGCUGGAGGCGGCGCAGCAGCGGCGCAAGGUGUCGGCACCGCUGCGCCUGGCAGCCACGGCGCUGUACAGCCUGCUGGGUGCACCCAAGCUGGCCGCCGCCCAGUUUGCUGCCCUGGACAUCAAGAGCAUCCUGCACGACUCGAUGACAGGCCACUGGAUGCUGCCACUGCUGCCGGGCGGCGCCACCGCCGCCGCCUACCUGCGCUGGUGA